AUGGUUUUAAAACUCACUCAUUAUCUAUUAUCUGAUUUCUACAAAUUUCAGAAGGGUCAGCUAAACGAUUACAUGUAUCAGGCACUAAUGAGCGACCGUCAUGAUUUCGUCAAGUUAUUUCUGGAGCAGGGCUUCAGUUUGGAAGAAUUCCUCACCGUAUAUAUGUUAGAAAAGUUGUACACAGAUCAACUGAAAAAUAUGCAAAGUUCUAAAGUGGCUCUUCGUGAUGUUGGAAAAGUUAUCAAAGCCUUAGUGGGGGACUUUUACCACCCUCUAUACCUAAGCAAAGAAUUCCAAGCAAAGUUAAUGCCAGAGAAACGCCCUGAAGUCACCGACGUGAUGACACAGCUAAUUCAACGGUCGCGGCAUACUGCAAGACGACUAGCGGCCAGCGCAGAAGCCGAUUACGAGGAUAACGACUUAGAGAAAAGAGGUCUCACUUCACGGUCUUCAUCACAGGACCAAUACUUGACACGCGGAAUACCCAGGAGCUACACCACCAUUACCACAGUGAGUUGCGAUCCCGCCUCCCCCUCUCAUAGACCGAUCACUGCGGCUAUUGGUGGACAGGAUCGGUCACCAGGACAUGCUCCAAGAGAACGCGACCAUCACCAUUCAUCAACCAAACAUGAGAAUGAAAGAACUCGACACAACGCACACCAUCGAAAAGGACGGUCCACCAGCCACGGCCGAGGGUACCAGAAUGGCAUAAGACACGCAAGACGAAGACCGUCGUUGGAUAAUAUGCAAGAUAUUCCGAUUCCCGGUCAACCUUUGGUGUACACUCCCAUUGUCACAACGAUAGGAUACCAGAGUAAAAAUUUCCAGUCUGCCGCUUAUACCAGCAUUGGUCCUGGGAGAUUCCGCAUGACAGGCAGGGCUCCUUUGGCAUAUGAUGCAUCUGUGGAGGAUUACAGUGUAGUGGUUCCAUUGAAUCAGAGCAUAGUGGACUCAUUCUAUGCUCCUUCGCAAGACCUGGAUGAAGGCCGUCCUGUCCAAGGAGAUGCAGCAAUACAGCGCCAACCCAAUUUAUCAUCCCUGUCCAUGGAAUUCGCUGGGGAAGCACCAUUUGCUAGUGGAGAGUCUUCUGCUUGUUGGGCGCGAUUGGCAGAAUUUUGUAUUCGCAUAUUCAGACGUAAACGAUCCAAACCGCAGGAAUUACCUGGAACAAAUAUGGCUUCAAAGGCUGGAAUGGGCUUCAAAGGACAAAAGGAGUUUGCCACUUUACGCGCAAUGGCAGCGCUGGCCGCAGCCACUGCCGCAACUGCUGUAACAGAUACGAGCAAGGCUCCUCAAAACGACCUACAUGGAUCACAAGAACCAGGUAGUACUGUGGUUGUAAUAACCAUUUUAACGAACUGA
This is a messenger RNA of Dicrocoelium dendriticum, 1362 nucleotides long. The record is from the annotation of a GenBank genome assembly. NCBI's taxonomy places the organism in Eukaryota, Metazoa, Platyhelminthes, Trematoda, Plagiorchiida, Dicrocoeliidae.